AUGGUCCACAGAUGUGUCCCAAAAAUCCCCCUCCCGCAUGCCGUACGCUUCGUUCGUCUGCAGACGGCACGCUCAGCCUGCUACGAGUUCCAGCUGGCUGUUGUCGAGAACAGAGCAGACUCCCACAAGGCUGGCGCUGAUUUGGCGCGAGUCAAAACCGACCUGCCGACAAAGACGAAGCUGUUCAGACGGACGGAAGCCGAGAAGCAGACGGCACGCUCGGCCUGCUACGAGUACCCGCUGGCGGGAAUCCAGAACAGGCAAAACGCUUACAGAGCGAGCAUUGCCUUGGCGCAAGGCAAGCAGGACUUGCAGAAAAUGACCCAGAUGGUAGCCCGGUUCAACGUCCAGACGCAGGCAAGUGCUCCCCAGCGCUUACGGAUGCUUUGUUUAAACGCCGCAUUGGUGAAGGAGGAAGGGAAGACGGAAAAGGCGGAACGUGACUUGGCUACUUGUCGUGCCAAGUACGAGCGAGCUACGCUCACGCUAAGAUACGGUAUCUUACUGCACAACGUGGAAGGGAUCCGCAAGCACGACAGACACCGAUUGCCUGGCCCCGAUAGAAGACAGCCGUGAUGAUCAGACGAUACGGUGGUGAGAAUAAUUUGUGCACCUCUCGGUAAAACUUGUACCAUGGUACAGUCC
Messenger RNA from Ectocarpus sp. CCAP 1310/34, 645 nucleotides. The record is from the annotation of a GenBank genome assembly. Lineage: Eukaryota; Phaeophyceae; Ectocarpales; Ectocarpaceae.